Messenger RNA from Schistosoma rodhaini, 1158 nucleotides. Lineage: Eukaryota; Metazoa; Platyhelminthes; Trematoda; Strigeidida; Schistosomatidae. The record is from the annotation of a GenBank genome assembly.
AUGUCUCCUGAUGAUCCCAUUGGAAGUCGGUUAGGUUUAUCUUCAAUUUUCGUAGCACCAUUGGAUGCUGUGGAAGCUCUCUUUCCAGAAACUACAAGUCAAACCAGUUCACAUAGCAGCUGUAGUGAUAAUAAUGAUUGGAAUAAAGUUGACGAUAGUUCGAACACCUUAGAGGUAUCACCUGGCAGAACGAAGCUAUAUAACUGUCAACUAGAUGAUCUCAACCCUCCAGAGAAUACUCCCUCAGCACCUCCAACAGGUUCAAAGCGUCGAAAGCAAAUCCUUCCUUCUCGUACUAAUAAUUCUACUGAUUCUCAUUGUGCUGUACAAAGUGAACACGACAAAUCCCGUAGUUGUCACCACAAAAGUAAACAUCGUCAUCAUAACAAGAGUUCUCCACAUGACAUGGUAGAGAAAUGUGGAUAUGGUGUUAGUUCUUCAUGCACAGUACCGAAUUCAAAUGAUGGUCAUGAGUUAUCAGGUAUCAUUUUAAAUUCACCGCCUGUUAAAAAAACGUCUAUCGAAGAAUUUCUAUCAGGGACAUCAACUGUCCCUGGAAUGCACCAGAUACACUGUCGACAUAAAAUACUUCACUUAUCCUGGCAUCCAAAGAAAUUCCUUACGGUAGCUGUAUCAGGCAAUCAGUUGUUUCUUGUUUCAGGUCAGCCAACAUUUAGUGAUACAUUACCUUCACAGAAGGAUUCGAGUCAUUGCUCUUCUUGUUUAUCUAAGUCAACUGACGAUGAGAACAACAUACCUAGUGAACAUUGUGAAGCAAGUUCCACACCUAUAAGAGAUAAGGUUACUUCUAUUUCAUCUCAAAGUUCAGAUGUGAAAGCUGCUAAACGUCGCCGCCGACGUCACCAUCAACUAGAUAGUUCAAAUCCGGUUAAUGCCUUCCCUAACGUAACAGAUAGGAUAGAAAAUCAUGUUUCAGAUAUUGAUGUUCUUCCAGAUGCCUCUGUGGUGUGUGGAAUGGAUUAUGUAACAAAUUACGAAGCGGACCAUGAAGAUAAUUAUGAUGAGCAACAUACCUCUGAAGCGCAACUAGAUUCAAUAAGCUCUGACCCGAACAAUGAAAAUGUCCCAUGUAUAAAUUCCUUGUUUCCAUCAUCGAGAGAAACAUUCUCAACUAAUGUGAACGACGCUUUACAAUGA